AUGGGAAACAGCAGCUACAGAAUUCCAGGGCCUUGUUUAACCAUUUUACUAACAUUAGUGUGUACAGGCACCGCCAGAGCCAAAGUUCCUGCACUCAUUAUUUUCGGAGAUUCAACUGUUGACACUGGAAACAACAACUUCCGUCCAACACUUCUAAAGAGCAAUUUCGCACCCUAUGGUCGUGAUUUUGAAGGUGGACGUGCCACAGGGCGCUUCUGCAAUGGCCGCCUUCCUCCUGAUUUCGUCUCUGAAUCUUUUGGACUCAAGCCAACAGUACCUGCCUACUUAGAUCCAGCGUAUAAUAUCACAGAUUUUGCCACCGGAGUUACUUUUGCUUCUGCUGGAAGUGGCUAUGACAAUGCAACAGCCAUGGCUUCAAAUGUUAUACCGCUGUGGAAGGAAGUGGAGAUGUACAAGGAUUACCAAGGAAAAUUGAGAGCCCAUUUUGGUGAAGAGAAAGCAAAAGAAAUUAUUAGCAACUCUCUGUAUAUGUUGAGCUUAGGAACCAACGAUUUCAUGUUAAAUUUCUACGUAUUCCCUUACAGAAGAACCCAAUUCACAGUUAAACAAUACGAGGUUUUUAUCAUUGCAGCUGCUGAAAAAUUCAUCCGGCAAUUAUAUAGUCUUGGCGCGCGGAAACUAUCGGUGAGUGCACUUCCUCCAAUGGGGUGUUUGCCAUUUGAAAGGUUCUUAAAUAUAAAUGGCCGUCAUGAUUGUGUGACCCUCUACAACAAAGUGGCCAUGGAAUUUAAUGUGAAGAUGCACAAUUUAAUGGUAAAGUUGAACAAGAAGCUUACUGGAAUCAAAAUUUUAGAGUCAAGUAUUUACGACGUUUUAUACCAGAUGAUUACAAAGCCCUCUUCAUUCGGAUUCAAGGAAAAAGUUGACAAGGCAAAAGGAAAGACAUUUUCAUGGAAAAUGACAUCCCUGGUGACAAAAAUAGAAUGGGUAGAUAAAUUGUGUAAAAUAUAG
Pistacia vera is the source of this 972-nucleotide messenger RNA. RefSeq names its product GDSL esterase/lipase At2g42990-like. The transcript is spliced from 3 exons. The coding region runs from base 1 to 972 and encodes 323 amino acids. The record is from RefSeq and is a predicted model, not a curated record. Lineage: Eukaryota; Viridiplantae; Streptophyta; Magnoliopsida; Sapindales; Anacardiaceae. Gene Ontology annotation, molecular function: hydrolase activity, acting on ester bonds.